CGCUCCCACGUAACCGGAUCCCAUAGAGCCAGCCAGUCACUGCCGAGGUUUCUCCGGACGCGCCAUGGCCGGGUAGCGGGGAGCUGGUGGGGGCGGCCAGAAUGCUGCGGGCGCUGGCUCAGGCGAUGCGUCUCGCCAUCCUUUUGCAACUGCUCGUCGGCCCCGGCUGGCCAGCUCGGGGCAAAGCGCAGCUGGGGGAGUCUCCCAGUCCGCAGGAAGUGAUGAUCAAGGUCCAGGUAUACGAGAAUGGUGAUUUGUCUCCACUGCCUCAGGCAGCCGUGGAAGUGUAUGGCAACCAGACUUCUCUGGCUUCCGGCACCACUGACCAUGAGGGUGUUAGCAUGCUCUCCAUCACCUAUCGCCUAGGCACCUGGGUCCUUGUCAUGGCCUCUAAGCAUGGCUUUGUUACGAACUCUGUUCCUUGGCGUGUCAUCAAACUGCCACUUUAUGCCUCUGUCAGCCUCUAUCUGCUCCCAGAGCGUCCUGCAACACUAAUCCUCUAUGAUGACCUGGUACAGAUCCUUCUUGGUUCUCCAGGAGCUAAGAGCCAGCCAUGGGCACAGUUCCAGCGCAAAUCUGCCCGCCUGCCUCGCAGCUCCACCUACAGCCAACUCUCAGCUUCUCUGACUGCUGCCAGUAGUGGGCCAGACAUGAGGGGUUUCCCGUCCUUCAUCGGAGCUGAAAACAAUGGCAAUGCCAAUAACACAUGGCUGGAGUUGGUGCCCAUUGUUGCAGUCAGCAUUCACCUCUUCACUGGUAAUGGAACAGAAGUCCAACUGACAGGCUCUGUCCACCUUUCUAUCCCACUGCCACCUGAUACUGCUGCUGCAGCAACCAACAGCAUACCAGCCUGGCACUUUGAUCUCAAGAGUGGUCUGUGGAUCCGGAAUGGGACUGGACUCAUCCGCAAGGAAGGCAACCAGCUUUACUGGACAUUCAUCUCUCCACAACUCGGCUAUUGGGUAGCUGCCGUGCUGUCUCCAUCAACAGCAGCAGGCAUAAAAGACAUUGCCACCUACCACACCAUCUUUCUGCUCACCAUCUUGGGUGCCCUGGCAUUACUGGUCCUCAUUCUGCUCUGUCUGCUUAUCUACUAUUGCAGGAGACUAUGUUUGAAGCCACGUCAGCACCAUAGAAAGCUUCAGCUCUCUGGGGCACUGGAUGCUUCCAAGAAAGACCAGGCCACAUCAAUGUCUCAGAUCAACCUCAUCUGCACAAGCCACAUGGAGACUGCAUCAUCCAGUGGGGACACAGAUGUGCACACACCCAUCCUCAAGUCAGCCUUUUCCUCAUCUCGUGAGUUUGAGAGCUCCCGUGAGGAAUUCUUCAAGCAAGUAUCAAACCAGAAGGUGCGUCAUGCUAGCAAGGCCUCCACAACAGACACACUGAGUCAGCGAGGUAGUCAUCUCAAGGAUGACUACCGUCGAGGGGUGGCCCACUCUAUAGAUGUCCCUGGCACACUUGAGCCUCCUCUCCUGGAGGACUACAAACACAGUUAUUCGCAUCAGUGCGUGGAGGACAAGAGCAAUGAGGUACAACGCAAGCAAGCUCGUAAUGACAGCAAGGCCUACCUGCAGGAGCCCCCAUCACCGGCACCUCUCCCACCUCCUUUUGACCACUGUGCAGGUCACAAAGGGGACCCCAAACCCCCUGACUUCAUGAUAUCACAGUCUGUAGACCGUCUUGCCCGUCCCACCUCACUGAGCCAACCUGGACAGCUAAUCUUCUGUGGUUCCAUUGACCACAUGAAGGAUACUAUGUACCGACAUGUCAUGCCAACACUUGUCAUUCCAGCCCACUAUAUGCGUCUGGCGCCAUCGGAGCAGCCUACAGCAGGCUCUGAGAACAAACCAGAUAUGGAUCCAGUUGGCAUGGGACUUCCUCACCAGUUUGGGCCCCAAGAGCAGCAGCAGCGGCAGCAACAGCUCCUUCAACAGCAGCUGCAACACCCACAGUUCCAGCUCCAACAACACCAAGGGGAAGACACUGAGGUGAAGGGUUGGGGCCCACACACACAGUCUGUCAGUGGUUCAGUCACCAUUCCAGUAUUAUUGAAUGAAUCCACUAUGGCCCAAUUGAAUGGGGAGUUGCAGGCACUGACUGAGAAGAAACUGUUGGAGCUGGGUGUGAAACCACAUCCACGUGCCUGGUUUGUUUCACUCGAUGGGCGUUCCUCACAGGUUCGCCAUUCUUAUAUCGAUCUCCAGGGAAAUGAGAGAAGCCGAAGUAAUGAUGCCAGUCUGGACUCGGGUGUGGAUGUCAAUGAAGUCAAGCCAUCCAAACGCUCGAAGGAGGAGCGCCUGGCCCCUGCUAUGGGCCCCACUUACUCCAAGCUAGUUUUUGCUGAUGCUGACAUUGAGCAAAGCAGCAGUGAGAGCCGCACUGCCAUUUGCUCACCUGAGGACAACUCACUGACACCCUUGUUGGAUGAGAACACUGAACAUCGUGCUGCUACUAUUCCCCGACAUGGGCGUAGCCGUGGCAACAGCUCCCGCAGCAGUAACAGCAACAGUGAACUGCGCCGUGACUCAAUGACCAGCCCAGAGGAUGACAGCAAUGAACCUUCUGAAGGAACUGAUGACCAGGCGGACAAGAAGAGCCCCUGGCAGAAACGUGAGGAGAGACCCCUCAUGGUCUUCAAUGUGAAGUAGCUGGCAGAUGAAGGUUCACCCUUAUUGCAUAAUGGGGUAGGGAGGGACAGGGAAUAGAAAUCACCAGAACCAUUGAGAUUAGUAUUCACAUGCAAGUCUGGUGCUGCUUCCUCUUCUCUCCAUCCAGUCAAGUCCUUGGCAGAACAGAAACCCCUGACUUUUAACAUCAGAGAUGGACCAAACAAGUUGCAGAAUGUGUCAAGCUGUGCUCUCUGUUUCUUUCCCAGCAUACCCUGUGAUCACUCAAGAUACAGGUUAAUGUGCAGGAAGAUGCAUCCAAGGCAGUUUAAGAAAUGUCACAGCAACUGCCUAAGUUUGCCCUCUAUCCCUUUCCACCAAUACCAACCACUGUGAACCAGUAAUGUGGGGCACAGGAAUUGCUGAGGGUGUGAUGACAGCAAAGCAAGCUUCACUGCUCUGUGGCUCUUGGGCAGUCCCCAAAAGGGCAUGGCCUCUCCUAUGUGGUUCCUGUUCCAAGAAUGUUAAGCUCCCCACCCAUCUUGUCAUAACCAGAACUAGCUUUGGCCCAUUGUCCUGACACAUUGGACAGUAGAGGUGAAAUGGAAGGUAUUACUGGGCUUCUUCAUCCUCCUUGCGUUGGGGGCUUUGUACAGUUCCUUUUUAAAUUCAGUUGUGUGGCUUUUCAAAGCUGUAGCAUGGUUUGAGAGGGAAGCAAGUUCCUGAGGGGUCUAGACCAGUGUCCAUCCCUGCCUGUUGUGCCUCAAUGCCCCAACAACCUGGGUUAUGCUACAGAGCCCGGAGAA
Messenger RNA from Elgaria multicarinata webbii, 3415 nucleotides. It is a transcript of the gene FAM171A2, whose product is annotated as family with sequence similarity 171 member A2. Bases 102 to 2651 code for a protein of 849 amino acids. The transcript has 8 exons. The record is from RefSeq and is a predicted model, not a curated record. Lineage: Eukaryota; Metazoa; Chordata; Lepidosauria; Squamata; Anguidae.